ACGGCUGGGUUAGAAAAAAUUUUGAGUUAUUUUGCAUUUCAGAUAUUAAAGGUCAUGAGUUCGUUUUUGAUUAAUUCUAACUAUGUGGACCCUAAAUUUCCACCGUGUGAAGAGUAUUCACAGAACAAUUACUUACCAAGCCAUUCUCCGGAAUACUUUACCCGGGCACGGGAGCCCGGGUUCCAGCAUGAGGCGAUGUACCCGCGGUCAGCGUACAGCGAGCAGCCCUACUCCUCUUGCAGCAACCUCCAGGGCUCGGGCGAGCAAGUCGUGGCGCCCAGGGGUCACGUACAAUCGCAGACCGGCCUGCAGAACCACUUAGCCAAGCAUGGCCACCAGUGUGUCUCGGUGACUCCAAGCCCACCGCCCUCUUGCAGCCAGAACUUCAGCAACCAAAACACUCCUUGUUCCAAAGAGCCCGUGGUUUAUCCGUGGAUGAAGAAAUUGCAUAUAAACACCGUGAACCCUAAUUACAAAGGAGGGGAACCCAAACGCUCCCGUACUGCUUACACGAGGCAGCAAGUUCUAGAGCUGGAGAAGGAGUUCCAUUUUAAUCGGUACCUAACCCGGAGACGAAGGGUGGAAAUAGCCCAUUCUCUUUGCCUGUCAGAACGGCAAAUUAAAAUAUGGUUCCAGAACAGGCGAAUGAAAUGGAAAAAGGACCACAAGUUGCCAAAUACCAAAAUCAGGUCUACUACUGGCUCUUCGUCCUCUGCAAGUCAUCAAUCGCAAGGAAGCUCUCAAAACCAGGAUCCAAGUGGACCAUCAGCCACAUUAUAGCUGCUCUUAUGGGAGAGAAAUUGGUAGACGCGCGCAUAAGCAUAUAAUUUUAACUGAAAGACUUUAUUUAUAAUGGCAAAGUCUAAACUGUAAAUACUCCGAUUUUGCCCACUCCUCUUUCCCCUCCCCCAUUAGUAAUAUUGUAGAUUGCAGUUUUCAGAAGAGAUUGGCAAAGAUGAAUCCUCGUUUCAUCUUUAAUCACGCCAAAGUCUCCCCAUUUGUCAUGUUUACUUGGUGGUACAAAGGAUGAACUCUAUGCCUACGAUUACCUCGACAGCAAACGAACACUUUAAUAAAUGAGGCUCCGUUUCGCCAACCUGGGAUGACAAACUGUCUUUUAUUCACACAAAAACAAACCCACAACAAGAAUGUUGAAGCAUUUCAACAAGAUGGCCCUUGUGGUUUUUAAGCUUGGAGUCAUUUUCCGUUGGGGUUUACAAAAAGAAACAUUUGGGGUAUUUGCUUUGGAAUAUUACACCGACAUGUACUCAAACGUUUUCCUCAGACGUUUUGAACCCAAAUAUAUUGCUUUCGGUGCCAAUAAAAUGUAUGUAGUUGAACUUUAAAGACAAACGUGUAAAAAAUCAUAUGUAGGAAUAAAUUAUGUCAACAAAGUUAUUUAAAGUGAUUAUGAAAAUAUGUUGCAUGUGACUUGUACAGCCACGAUAUAAUACUUGCUUCUGGCCUCAGUAUUAGCAGAUUGUACAUUAGCUGAAAGAAGUGGAAAGUUAGAGAGAGGUGAACUGUUUUAAUUUCCUUACAAUUCUUUAUGACAUUCCAAACUUUGAAGUUUAGCAGCUGCUUCGUUCGGGCCCACAGGAGGAUGUAUUUUCGUUAGCAGUCUGUGUCCUUGCAUUGUUCUCUAUGUAUUGACUCUCAUCCAGACCAAAAU
Messenger RNA from Hemiscyllium ocellatum (epaulette shark), 1672 nucleotides. It is a transcript of the gene hoxb4a, whose product is annotated as homeobox B4a. Lineage: Eukaryota; Metazoa; Chordata; Chondrichthyes; Orectolobiformes; Hemiscylliidae. The transcript is spliced from 2 exons. Gene Ontology annotation, cellular component: nucleus. Gene Ontology annotation, biological process: regulation of transcription by RNA polymerase II; embryonic skeletal system morphogenesis; anterior/posterior pattern specification. The coding region runs from base 55 to 780 and encodes 241 amino acids. Gene Ontology annotation, molecular function: RNA polymerase II cis-regulatory region sequence-specific DNA binding; DNA-binding transcription factor activity, RNA polymerase II-specific. The record is from RefSeq and is a predicted model, not a curated record.